Molecule: messenger RNA, 2154 nt
Organism: Ostreococcus lucimarinus CCE9901
Lineage: Eukaryota; Viridiplantae; Chlorophyta; Mamiellophyceae; Mamiellales; Bathycoccaceae
Exons: 2
Coding region: 1-2154 (717 amino acids)
Source: RefSeq, a predicted model, not a curated record
AUGGCGGCCAAGGCCCAGGGCGCGCGCGACGCCGCGCCCGUGCCGAGCGGCAAGGCGCGCGGCGCGAGCGCGAGCGCGAAGCGCGCGAAGGAGGACGCGAGGAAGCGCGCGGGGAAGCGAGGGGCGGCGGCGACGGCGCGCGACGACGGCGCGACGACGGCGCGCGAGGCGAGCGGCGUGCGAGGGUACUGGCAGGCACCGGAGGAACAGGCGCUGAAGCGCGCGGUGCGGAAACACGGGAUCGGGGCGUGGGAGAAGAUGCGAAAUGAUCCGGAAUUCGCGGCGUUGCGGUCGCGCACGGGGGUGCAAUUGAAGGAUAAGUGGCGAAAUUUGAUCAAGUUUCAACACUUGCGCGUGGAUGAGGCGGCGAAGGUGCCUUAUAAAGCCGCGGUGAAGGCGGCGAACGCGGCGAACGCGACGGGAGGGAAAGCGGGACGCGGCGCGGACAAGGGCGGCGCGAGGGGGGCGAGCGCGGCGAACGCGAAGGGAGGAAAAGCUGCGAGCGCGGCGAGCGCGAGGAAGACGAAUGCGGCGGUGAAUGCGAAGAAGGGUAAAGGCGCGAGUGCGUCGAGCGCGAAGAAGGGCGCGGGGGGGAAGAAAACGAUGGCGGUGAGUCGAGACGCGUUGCCGAAGAAGGGCGGCGGCGGAACGACAAACGUCGCGGGCGCGCCGACGAUGAGCGCCAAGGAGAAGCUCAAAGCCAGGUUCGGGCACAGGCACGACGAUGAUGAUCAAGACGAGGACGAUGAGUACGAAGAAAUCGCAGGCGUCGGUCGACCAUCGACAGGGGCCAAGGCAAAAUUCGACGCCGGCGUGGACGCCGUGGUGACCCAGCUCAAGGCGAAACGCGCGGGCAUGGUGAACGAAGUCGAACACGCCGAGAGCGAACUCGCGAGGAUGAAGACGGUCGUAGAAGAAGCGGAAGCGGUGUACUCGUCCGCGCGCGCGCGCGUGCACGAGGCGCUCGUGGGCGCGCACGGGGAGGAUGAGUACUACGAGGACGGCGAGGGCGAAGACACCGCCGACUGGGACAAGUACUUGCACUUUGGCGAGCACGAGGACGAAGACGACGACGAAGAGGUGGCUCGUGCCGCUGAAGCCGCGGCAGAAGCGCACGAAGCGGUGAAACGGGGCAUUAAGAAGCCGAGCGAAAAGAAGCCGAGCGAAAAGAGGCCAAAGGCGGCGGUGGACGAAGACGCCACGGAUCACGACGACGACAGCGAUGAGGAAAUCGACGAAGAUCUCGUAGAUAGCGACGAGGACGACGACGAUUUAGAUGAGGAGGAACGCGCGGUGAGGAUUGCAAACGAGGUGCUCGCCGAGGCUGGGUUACCUCCCAUGCACGAAAUUGAACACGUGUUGCUCACCGAGCUCAAAAAGCUUGAAGCCGCGAACGCCGCAGUCGUGCACGCGCGCCUGGCGUUGGAGGCCGUAGACGCAGAGUUUGCCGAAGCACUCGUCAGCGCACACAACAAUGCGGCGGCAAACGCGAAAGCGACGACGUCGGCAGCUUUUGACCACGACGACGAUUUAGAGAAGAGUUUCACCAUGGAUGGCGACGAAGACGAAGACGACGAAGACGAAGACGACGAAGUCGAUGACGAAGACGACGAAGAAAUCGACGAAGAUUUGGUCGACGACGAGGAGAUCGAAGAGGAGAUCAGGCCGCAACCCACUUCAAAGUCGAAGGCAAAACCAAAGGCAAAGUCGGCGCCCUCUCAAAACGACGGCGCAGACGCGGCGGGUGGGCGAGUCGUUGAAGACCGGAGAUACGGUAUAUACGACGCUCGGCGCUAUCGUUCGGAGGCUGAAAACGACGCCGCCGAGGCUGCGGCGUCCAAGGGUGGUAAAGUGUCCGCAGCCAGUAAACGUAAAGCGCCGACGAGCUCGAGCGCGGCGGCACCCAAAAAGAGCGCCAAGCAGACUGUCAAGGUUGAAGACACUGAAAUAUGGUACGAACAGCCAAAUGUCGCCAAAGCUGGUGCGGCGGUGAUGCCAAAGAAAUCGCAACAGUUUCGAGCGGCACCGCAGUCGGCUCCUGGAUCCAUUCCUUCGUGGCGACGCAAGCGAGCAGCGACUCGCGUCACCAUCGGCCGUCCCGUCGCGGGCCCCACGUCUUGGGCCGCGAUCGGGCAACACAUUAUAAAAGAGUAA